UGGCCAGUUUUCAGCCAUGUUUAUGACAUAGCUGUUAUCAUCAAGGUCGAAAUAUUACCCCUAAGUUAAAGUAGUAAUCCAGAAUUAAAAGCUAACUAUUAAACAGUAGCAAUCCUAAAAUAGAUUAAUUUCUUAGGAACACACCAUGUGGAAUCAAAGUAUGGGCAAACAAUUUUAGCAACCAGCAGUCCAAAAAGUUCUGCUCAUGGUAUGUAACAGAACACUUAGAAAAUAAAAAACAACAACAAUGGCUAUCCCCUACAACACAAAUUCCAUUUUGUUCAUCAUAGUUCUCUUACUCCUUGUACCUGUCAAUCAUUCCUUAAACUCAGAUGAUUUAGUUUCUGAAUUAACCAUCCUUAGUUCUCAAUCUUCCACUGGUGCCAUUUACCUUUCAAACAAACUACUUGGACGAAUUUUAUCGGAACCUGUCCCUAGGCCAUUCACUCUUCUUAUAUUCUUCGAUUCACAUAAGUUACAUUCAGAUCCAGAUAUUUCACUUCCCAAACUCAAAAAUGAGUUCUUGCUUCUCUCCUCUUCUUUUCAAACAAACAAUCCAGAUAACAAUAGGUUCUUCUUCUUUGAAAUCGAGUUUCAAGAAUCACAAGCUUCUUUUGCUCUAUUUGGAGUCAAGUCUCUCCCCUAUAUAUGUUUAGUCCCCCCUUUUGCCACUGAUUUCGAAACGGAUUCUAUUCAGAUGGAGUCCUCUGAUUUCUCCGGGCAUGCUGAAUCGAUGGCCGAAUUCGUGGAGGCAAAAAGUAAACACCAUGUUGGUCCGAUUCAUCGGCCAGGUUUUAUUUCCAAGAAUCAGAAAAUGAGUAUCAUAGCUCUGGGACUAAUCUUGAGUCUAUUUCUAGUGAAAAAGAUUGUUUCAGGGAACAGCCUUUUGCAUAAUAAGAACAUAUGGAUGGCGGGGUCGAUUUUCGUGUACUUCUUCAGUGUUUCGGGGACAAUGUACAACAUAAUCAAUAAGAUACCUAUAGCUAUGGUGGAUAGAGAUGAUCCAGGAAAGUUGGUUUUCUUUUAUGAAGGAUCUGGGAUGCAGUUGGGUGCUGAGGGGUUCACAGUCGGGUUCUUAUAUACGAUUUUCGGGCUGUUGUUUGCCUUUAUGACUCAUGUUCUUGUCCAUAUGAAGAACAGGAAUAUCCAGAGGCUAGUGAUGUUUUUCUGUAUUUUUGUUUCAUUCUGGGCUGUAAAGAAGGUGUUUUACCUGUAUAACUGGAAGACUGGGUUUGGUCCUCUUUACUGAACCAAGUUGGAAAUGAUAGCAAUGUUGUAUCAGUGGGUGAAUUGUUUGGCUGAUAUACAAUAUGUAAGAGAAUA
Molecule: messenger RNA, 1323 nt
Organism: Lycium barbarum (goji berry)
Lineage: Eukaryota; Viridiplantae; Streptophyta; Magnoliopsida; Solanales; Solanaceae
Product: probable dolichyl-diphosphooligosaccharide--protein glycosyltransferase subunit 3B
Exons: 1
Coding region: 248-1249 (333 amino acids)
Cellular component (GO): oligosaccharyltransferase complex
Source: RefSeq, a predicted model, not a curated record